UGAAAAUCACGCGGUAUACGAUUUUGUUCAUAUUCGCAAACAUUCUUUCCAUUUCAACAGUGCUGAAUAAUUGGUUUUAGUGAGUCAUUAUAUAUUUGAGGUCGGUGAAGGGUGAUAGUGUUAGAAGUCGUUCGGAAGCCCUCGUCAGCUGCGGCCGCCAAUCCCGUUGUCGAGUUGGAUCGACCUCGAGACCCUUGUUAGACCUGUAUAUCCUCUUCCGUAAUAAGCUUCUCGACCUUUACCAAACUACCAUAACAAUUUUCCACUCAAUCUAUCCACGCUUACUUACUCCCUCGAGUACACUGUUGCAAUACCGACACUUCGACGCGACGUCCCGCAUUUCGCUGGCAUACAUUAUCGCGUCAGGCAUAAUAACUUGUGUUAUAUUAUUUCUCUUUUGUCCCUUUACUAGUCUGACACGAUCAAAAAAAUAUCCCAGCGCCCUUGCUCAAGGCAGCCAACCAUGGCUCCACGCGAAAAAAGCCAGCUGAAGAGAGGAAGGGAAUCUCCUCCCUCUAAGCAUGAUAAUGACCUUGCGAAGAAACCUCGCCGAUCCGGUCGAUUGUCGCAAAAAGCUGACAAUGCCGAACAACUGAAAACCCCUGUCGUCGCCAAUAAACAGAACCUACCAUCACCAGUCACUUACCAAACCGACAGCGACGGUAUAUAUAAAGAGCCGACAGCUGAACCUCCAGAUGGACGACCCAGUCAAGUGACACAUCGUACUCCGGAAGAUACCUUUUCUCAAGCACAAGCCUUCUCGUCUCCGUUACAAGACACUCAGGCAUUUCCAACAUCCCAAUACGUCGACGGCAACGCUGCUCUGUCCGACGAUGUUGAGGACGAAGAGAAAGAGGGAGUAUGGGGGUAUCUCUUCCCACUCAACACUGCAUAUGGAGGAAGGUGUGUGGUCUUGAGAAAACGGUCUACUUGUCCAAAGUCAGACGACGUCGCAAGCGCAUUACCCAAAAAGCUGGCAGGUGGUACUGCACUAAAACAGGAAGAAAGCUUCGAAAAGAGUAAAGUUAAAGGCGUCUCAUCAGGCGGAUAUCUGAUUGGACGGCAUCCCGAGUGCGACGUUAUCGUGGACGAUCCGAUGGUUUCCAACCGUCACUGCUUAAUAUUCACCGAGAACAACAGCGAUGACACAAUAGCAAUAAUUGAAGACUUAUCCAGCAAUGGAACUUUUGUGAAUGAGGCUAUCGUUGGGAGGAAUCAACGUCGUGAGUUGCAAGAGCAAGACGAGAUUGCAGUUAUGGACAAAGCUCGAUUUAUCUUCCGCUAUCCACGAAGCCGAUCUUCCAGCGCCUUCCUCCAACAGUAUACCCUACUCGACCGCCUAGGCAAAGGCCACUUUGCGGAAGUAUACCUAUGCGUGGAGAAGUCUACUGGCCUACGCUAUGCUGUCAAGAUAUUUACCAAGAACCCCGGCAUGGAUGAAAAAUCUAAGACAGAUGGGCUACAACAGGAGAUCGCAGUGCUGAUGGGGGUCAGCCAUCCUAACGUGUUGUGUCUGAAAGACACCUUCAAUGAGAAGAAUGCCGUCUACUUAGUUUUGGAACUUGCACCAGAGGGCGAACUAUUCAACCACAUCGUUCUAAAGCAGAAGUUGACUGAGGCGGAAACGAGGAAAUUGUUCAUCCAGUUGUUCCAGGGUAUCAAAUAUCUGCAUGACCGAAAUAUUGUUCACCGAGACGUCAAGCCUGAAAAUAUCUUGCUAACCGACAAGGAGCUUCACGUCAAGCUCGCUGAUUUCGGACUCGCUAAAAUCAUCGGGGAGGAGUCAUUCACAACUACUCUAUGCGGCACACCUAGCUAUGUUGCUCCAGAGAUCUUGGCAGAAGUAAAACACAGGAAAUAUACUAAGGCCGUCGAUAUUUGGUCACUAGGAGUGGUGUUGUACAUCUGUCUAUGCGGGUUUCCACCUUUCUCGGAUGAGCUAUGCAGCCGUGAUUUCCCUUAUACGCUUUCGCAGCAGAUUAAGAGUGGCCGAUUUGAUUACCCUUCCCCUUAUUGGGAUUCAGUGGGAGACCCAGCAUUGGAUCUCAUUGAUCGAAUGUUGGUUGUCGAACCAGAAAAACGCUUCACGAUUGACCAAUGCCUUACACAUCCAUGGAUAACUGAGAAGACGCUAGGUGUAAAUGAUAGUACGGAUGGCCUAGUGGCGGGGAUUGGGGGCCUCGAGGUGCAGCGAAGGGGCGCGGUCCGUGAGCGAACACUGCUCAGCUCUAUCAACUCGGUGCAAGUCGCCAAUAAAGUCCCCGUCAGCCCGGAUGCAAAGAAGGGUCAGGUCAAGGUGUUCAAUAAGAACCCGACAGCGGGCAAAAACAAGGAAACACCAGCAGAACCUCGUCCUGCGGAUCAGAGAGGUGCAGAAGAGUUCAUGGAAAUGGGUGGCAAAGGCGAUCAACAGUUAUUUGCUAACGACGAAGCAAGCUUUUACUCUAAGCCUGAAGCUACAGCAGCAAAGGGGAACAAGGCAAAGGGGAAAGGUAAAGGAAAGGCCGGCGGAAGAUGAUUUGACAUGAUGCGACAUGGGAUGGAUGAGAUUGUGGAGAAAUAUCAUUGUUCAACGUGUCGAGAAGAUCUAUUGGGCGUUUAUCGCAUGGGGUAGCAUAUGGCGGUCGCAUGAGGUUAUGAGCUCUCAUACUUAGUCAUAUGUAUUGUCAGCUUCAAGAGGUCGAGUAGGGUUCUCUUCGUUCCGCCUGCAAAGAUGGGUUGAUUUAUAUUUGUGGGUGCAUCAAGCCGGCGUCUCUAUAGUGGAGGUUUAUUUCGGACUUCAAAAGGGGAGAGGGGGUUUCUCAUAAUUCGCAUUAUUCCAUACCGUACCAAUUAGGUACCGAUUAUAAUAUACGUUGCUCUAUCCAAGAGCCUUAGGAGUUAAUAAUUAAGGAUACAUACAUUUUAAA
Annulohypoxylon maeteangense is the source of this 2909-nucleotide messenger RNA. RefSeq names its product checkpoint kinase 2-like protein. The record is from RefSeq and is a predicted model, not a curated record. Gene Ontology annotation, cellular component: nucleus. Gene Ontology annotation, biological process: mitotic DNA damage checkpoint signaling; protein phosphorylation. The transcript has 5 exons. NCBI's taxonomy places the organism in Eukaryota, Fungi, Ascomycota, Sordariomycetes, Xylariales, Hypoxylaceae. Bases 464 to 2518 code for a protein of 684 amino acids. Gene Ontology annotation, molecular function: protein binding; protein serine/threonine kinase activity; ATP binding.